AAUAAAUGUGUGCUCUAGUCCGGACGAGUCAGAGAAUUCACCGUCUGAAUUUGCCAGGCGCAGAAUAAGAGAAGACGCUUGUUUUUAUUAGAAUUAGAAUUCCUAUUUUCAGUCUGUUGGUUUUCGUUUUCCUACUCAACAAGACACCAAAUUUCAAAUCCUUUAAGAGCAAAACCACAAAACACCAAAAUAAACAAAACUUUCGCGAAUAAAUUCCAAUGGCUAGUAAGGAUAAACAAAUUGCAAUUGUUGAUGCUGGGAACCGUCAGGUUGAAUCUGAAAGCACAGAGGAAACUACUUUAACUGAGGUUCAUAAGGAUCUAGGCCACAUCAAAUCGUUAGAAAAGAAGGCAGAAUUCGAAGAACAUAACAAGGAGAGCAUAGUGGAGGAUCACCGUUCUCAAAAAUCAGAGAGUAAUAAGCAAGUGACACAGAGUGUCAAACACGAAGUUUCUACGGAAGGACGACAGGACUGUUCCUUGGAGGGAAUGUCGCCGUACGAUUCUUCCAACCUCACACAACAAAUCGAGAACGCUCAAUGUCUGGAACCCUUCGUACCUUUAGAGCCUUUCGCUAUCUCCAGUUCAUCUGGAGACAUUCAGCAUAAGGCGUCAGCCGAAAAAAUGGACCAACAAACAAAGAAUUCCUGCUCAUCUGAGGAAGACAAAGAGCUAGUUGCAAAUAACGACGAUAUGACGUAUUCUCUUCCAGAUUAUUACAAGCCAGUUGAAAUAUUGUCGCCACUAGAGUUGGGUGAAUUUUUGAAUGAUAAUAUAGAAAACAAUACCAAAAUUGAAGAGAAACCGUUCAAUGAGGAUUCAUAUGAUAAACGGAAAAAAAUUGAAAACAGCUUACUCGAGAUAAUAUCAGAUUUGGAUCGUCAUACGGCAAAAGAAGAAUCGAAAACAGCGCAGGAGAAUAUCUUCGAUAGAGGCUAUUCAGACCAAUGGAAGUACCAGGACGAGAAUAGUCCAGAUCUCCGUCCAAUCGAUGUAAAGAAGAUACUCACACCGGCAAAAGAACCUGAAGUGGAAAUGGCACCUAAAAAAAAGAUGUUUGCAAAUUCAGCUUUUUACGCUAAAGGCCUUCAUCCUACUAUGGAAGAACAGGUGGAGCUGGCCAAAAGAAUAUCCAGUUCUCUGAGUGACAUCAGCAAUCAGACCAGUAAAGGACAGUCUAUGUAUGUGAAUAGGAAAAAAAGGUCUGUCAAGUGGGUACAUGAAGGAGAAGGUGAAAGAACUAAUGGAUAUGACAACAAUAGAAGCAGUUUGGGGAAGAAAGAUCCACUUAAACUUGUUAUGAACCCUCAUGGACAAAUUCAAGAUAUAAAUUCACUUGGAAAACAAGGAUAUAACUUUGAAUCCGUCCUUUCGCCAGAUAUAUGUUUGGAAAUUGUCAAAGAUUUGAAUUCUCCGAACGGGAAAGGUGCUGAACUAUUUGCAAAGCGUCGAAAGAGAUCUGAAAAGUGGGUAGUUGAAGAGAAAACUAAGACAAACGAAUCGAACAAUAAUUAUCAGCCGCCUUCCACACAAUUCUGCAGUAACACUCCAUACAGUGCAACACUGAAUCAAGCCAAAGCUACUCCACAAGUGAAUCCGAAAGAUCUGCAGGAACAAUAUUUACUACCAAGAUUAAAAUUGGUGAAAUCUCCUUGGGAAGCCGCUCUAGAAACCGGUUCUGUAGACGCAGCAUUUCAAAGUUAUCCUUCUGCAGGAUCUCUCAAAGGUAAUUUAGUGGUCCCCGCCGUGGAAUCUUACGAGAACGCACUGCGAACUGGCAACCUGGCGUCAGGAAAAGGAUAUUCUCAGAACGGUCAGUGUAAUCAAAGUAAAUCUUUCUCCCAUAAUCCGGCCUACAACAGUUCCAGUAUCAACAGAGUGGUGAAUAAUCUAGCUAAAGGAUCGAAUAUUGACAUAUACAAACCAACAGUUCCUUCUGCUUGGAAUUCGAAGAAGCAGAGCGAAUAUAAAUAUGGUGACUUCACUGAACCGUGUAACCAACAAACACAAAGAGAGAAAGAAAAUGAUGAGUACUAUUCAUCAUCGUGUUUAAAAGUUGAAUCGUCUCAAACAAAUUCAUCAAUUCUUGACGUGUCUGAAGGUAACGUCAAUGGAAACCAAACAGUUUCAAUUUCAGAAAAGGAUGAUUUCACUCGAUCGAAUGAUUCUUUUCAGUUCAAUGCAACUGAAGAUAUAGAAGUGAAUCGAGGAAUCGAAUUUAUUGCAAUUUCUGAUAAAGAACCCGGUUAUACCAUCCAAAGAGAUUUAGGAACCGAUGAAAUGCAACAAGAUUUCUCCAUGCCACCGUUCGGAUGUACAUUUGAACGAGGUAAAUCGUAUGAACAAUCAAAAUAUGCAUCAUUAGACAGAAAAAUCAAUUGUUGGCAACCAUCUCUUCAAACUUCAACUUCAAACAAAACUUCGAAGCCUGAGUUUGGGUAUGCUUUGAGCAGUGGCGAAUUCAAAGUUGUCGAAAACAGUUUCACAAAUUCGACUUCUAACUUAUUAACUGUACAAUCUGCAAACUUCGAGAGCCAGGGUCACUUUGUAGCUGAUAGAUGUCGAUCUCCUUUGCCAAUUUUCAUUCCAGAGACGCAUUCUGUGACGGAAGAACCUGCAGAAAAUUUGACUAUAGCAAUUCAACCUCUUGUUCAAUACAUUGGGGAAGAAAUAAAAGAUCCAAUUCGUGAAGAUAAUAUAAAGAGAAUGGUCUUAUCUGGUAAUAAGGAGAAAAUGAAUGUUAUUCAAGGGCAGAAAUCUUGCUUUGCUGAAUUAGAAGAAAUAGAGGAAGCUUAUAGAAUGGCAAAUUCUUCUCCUCCUGGAAAGCAAAGAAAAGAACAGAAAAUAAAGGAAAAUGUUGAUAUUUCUGCGUAUCACAACAAUGAUUUACAACAAGAGAAAUGGUUUCAAGAACACCAAACUGCAACCCAAGCUGAGGCUUCAUUUGAUCGCAUUUUUUAUGAAGGUCAACCAGACGGUGAUAACCACGAAUACGAUGUUUGCGAGGAAAAACAACAAAUAGAAUCUUAUAUAGAGAAUUCAGAAAUGCAGAAUCUUCAAUACUCAGACGAGUCCUCCAAAACUAAUUCUAAAACAAAUGAAGACUACAUAAACGAUUCAGACAAUUUUUCGGGAAGAAAUGAGGAUUCAACUCGAGUGAUGCUCGAAAAACAAGAUAAUGAAACAGUUAUCUCCAAAACUCAGCCAAAAGCUGCAUUUGAGAAGGCAGGGAGGAAUAUUGAAAUGGAAAAAAAUGAAACUAAAUUUUGCAAGAAAGCUCCUGAAAACAUCAUUGGAGCACGUCCUUUGUUUGGUCAACUGGAUAUAAAUAGUGAAUUCAUGAAGGCAGUCACUGGAAGAGAGAAGUCGAUGAGAGCAAGAAAAAAUAGGAGCAAUACAGGAAGUGACAAAAAACCUUCAAACGCUGAGUUGAGUAUCGAAAGAAGUAGUCAACCUUUGCAACAUCGAGAUCAAUUUCUAAAAUUACCAGUCUCCGAACAAAAAGAAAACAUCAGAUUUGAACAGCAGAAAGCUUUUUACGAAAGUAACCUGGAAAAGAAAGCAAUGAUUGUUAAUGAAUCUGGAGAUUUAUAUGAAAAAUGUUCAGAAAUAUCUAGUCGCUUUAAGAAUGAACAAAAAUCUAACGUAGAAAUUUUCAGACCCAAUGAUACAGAAGAGAUCGAGAAAAUUUAUUAUGAAAGGAAUAGGGCAUUAAGUAUUGACUUCCAAACAAUUGGUGAUGAAUUACAACAAUCAGAUAUCAAGGCGAUUAUUGGUAAAGAAAUUUCCAAACUAACCACAGGUUCAUCUAACAACAUUCCUAAAGAAUGUAUGGCUAAAGUAGAAAGAGUCCUGAAAAAUGACGAAAAUCUUAAUAUAAAUCCAAAUAUGAAGGCAAGAUUCGAUGAGGACAAUCCUGAAUAUCGACAGGUACCUGUAAAAUCUAUAAUUCAGAAUUUUGAACAGAAUACAAUGCCCCAUCUCAAGAUUAAGGAACAAAAUUAUCCAUCUUCGUUGUAUGAAAAAAAUAAAUUAUCCGAUUUCCUAACAUCUGUACCACCAAUUGAUAUUCAAGAAGAUAGGCAAAUAUCAAGUUCAAAUAAGAACAUAUCAAUGCAAAAUGUUUAUGAGACCAUAAAUGUCGGUACUCGAACUACUUCUAUUGAUGGAGUAGAAAAUUCUCGAAAUGAAGCAGAAAUGAGGAAACAUGAAAUUUUUCAACACUCUGAGAACAGUUUCUUUCGUGAAUACAAUCUUCCCAAGACAUAUUCACAGAAUGAUGUCCCUGAAAGUCUUCAAUACAGCAGCAUUAAUAUGCACCAAGCUUUGAGUCAGGAGCUUUUGCAAGAUACUUUACCAAGAAGUACAAUGAAACCCAGAGUCACAUUUUCGGAAUUGAGGCAUGAUGAUUAUAACAGCCCUGUUAUAGACAGAUAUCCUUAUCAAGAGGUUACCAAGGAUUCUGUUCCAUCCUACCAAUAUACAAACAACACCAACUCAUCAAUUCGAAGCGUUGCAGCACCUGAACCCAUCAAAAAAAUCGAUUUCUCAUCAUUACAUAACUACAACACCGCACCAAGAGGAUGGGCGAGAAAUGAGAACAUAUACAGACCAAUUACAUUUUCUAACUCAUUUUCGGACUUUUAAGAGAUGAACAAGUUUGAGUUUAUUUUUUUUUAUCGUUCUGACUUUCAGUUAUUUUAUUAGAUAGUUUACUGAGCACUGUUUUUAGUUGCUUCUAUUAGUUUGUUAUUAUUAUAUCGAUGUAAUAUAUUAAAUUUUAAGUAAAUACGUUGCAUUAAAAGUCUCAUAACUUGAAA
This is a messenger RNA of Harmonia axyridis, 4819 nucleotides long. RefSeq lists its product as uncharacterized. The transcript is spliced from 12 exons. The record is from RefSeq and is a predicted model, not a curated record. Bases 219 to 4646 code for a protein of 1475 amino acids. Gene Ontology annotation, cellular component: nucleus; actin cytoskeleton; Z disc. Gene Ontology annotation, biological process: positive regulation of actin filament bundle assembly. Gene Ontology annotation, molecular function: actin binding. Lineage: Eukaryota; Metazoa; Arthropoda; Insecta; Coleoptera; Coccinellidae.